AUGGUGGAUGGACGACCUUAUCAUGAGCCUUCCAUCUCAGUGCAUCCUGGCUUGAUAGUUGCUCUUGGGGAAAACGCCACAAUCUACUGCAAGGGCUACUACGAAGAUGCUGCAACAUUUUAUCUGUACAAAGAGGAUCAGAGUCUGCAGAAAAAGUUUGCAGAUGCUGGGGCUGUGUUUACAGUCACCAGUGUCAACCAGUCCAACCAGGGGAGCUACAGCUGCAGGUAUUGUUACAAAUACAACAGAUGCUCAUUUCGCAGUGACAAAAUAAACCUCCAGCUAGCAGCUCAAGUUUAUCCCAAGCCCUUCAUCUCAGUGGAGCCCAGUGGGAUCCUCACCAUGGGGGAAACAGCCAGCAUCCACUGCGACAGUGAAAACAACUCACACACGGAUUUCUACCUGUACAAACAAGGGACUUCAUUUCGUCGGAAAACUGAGGCCAUCAAAUCCAGUGAGGCAGUGUUUCACUUGACCCAUGGAGGAAUCUACUGGUGUACCUAUUGCUUCGAUUCAAACUCUGGUAAACAAUGCUCAAAUUUCAGUGACAACGUAUGCAUCAACGUAGCAGAUCCCAAACUUGGAACACCCUCCAUCAGUGUGAGACCUGAGAGACACAUUGUUCUGGGCUCAGAUGUCACAAUUGAGUGCGAAGGACCGGAAAACGGUCUGAACUUCUCUUUGCACAAAGCCGGCAACCCGAUUGCAUCACAAGCGUCAGAUCCCAGUAGUAACGUAACCAAAUUUGCUCUGCCUGUGAAGAGGUUGGGGGACGGAGGAAACUACACCUGUCGAUUUCACCACAGAGAAAAUCCCUGUGUCUGGUCAGAGUCGAGUAACCCUGUGGAGCUUGUUGUGACAGAACGAUCCGUGAUGGCUAUAUGGGCAGGCCUUGCUGCUGGUCUUCUCCUGCUUCCGUUUCUCCUGCUGCUUGCCUUCAUAUUGUACAGAAAACGGAAAAAGGGCCCCCAAAUCAGUGAAAGCCAAGUCGUAAACACGACCCUUAGAACUGACGCUAAAGAAGUCUGUGAUGAAACCCCCAAUGGAGGAGAACCUGAAGGAAUCAUCUAUGCCGUGCUCAACCAAGACUCGCUGAAGAUCAAGAGGACGAGUGUUCCUGACGUUCCCUCAGACUCCUGUUUCUAUGCAUCAGUGGCUGUUGACAGAAAUGUGUUGGGCCGUUAGGUAGCUUUUGUGUUUCAGCAUUUCAUCAAUGCACUUAUUGUGAUUGGCUCAUGCACGGAGGGGUGCUUAUUUUCCCAUGCCCUCAUAGACAUGUAAUCGUGCAG
Messenger RNA from Sphaerodactylus townsendi, 1289 nucleotides. RefSeq names its product immunoglobulin superfamily member 1-like. NCBI's taxonomy places the organism in Eukaryota, Metazoa, Chordata, Lepidosauria, Squamata, Sphaerodactylidae. The record is from RefSeq and is a predicted model, not a curated record. The coding region runs from base 1 to 1185 and encodes 394 amino acids. The transcript is spliced from 7 exons.